AUGGGAGACUACUUUAAGAAGUAUGAUGAGGGCAAUUCCAAACCACCAACUGGAACGUUACAUUUCACUGAUUUGGUGAGAUAUUUUCUAUCUGUCAAGCACCCGAAGUUAUCAGCAGAUACAGAACCGAUAAAAAAUCUUUAUAGUGCAACCUUGCUGCACCAAGCAGGAAUUAAGUUCAAGCCAUUGCGGAAGGAAUGCUUGCUUGACCUAAGAGCCUGGGAUUGGAUUUCUGAUUCAAAAGAAAACGGGAAUCCAGUCAAGAAAGGUGAGUUACAUAUGCCACCCCUUGAAAUCGACAACAGCACCGAAUGUCUCUUCCGAAACCUCAUGGCCUUGGAACAGUGUCAUUAUCCAAGAGAUGAGUAUAUCUGCCGUUAUGUUAAGCUAUUGGAUUUUCUUGUGGACGUUGAAAAAGAUGUGGAUUUGCUUAUUGAAAACAAAGUUAUUGUUAGCAGGCUUGGUGACAGUAAAGCUGUGGCGAAGCUUCUUAACAAACUUUGCCUAGAAAUAGAAGAAGUUCCUUCAAGUUAUGAUAAUCUCUCCAAACUGCUGAAUGAUUACUAUGAGAGCUCGUGGAAUAAAAACAAAACAUACUUAGUAAGCGUCUAUUUCCAAAAUGUUUGGAUUGGUACUGGAACUGUUGUUGGAUUAAUCAUCCUAGCCAUCACUGUAGCAAGGUUUAUCAUGUACCUUUUCCGCUGA
This is a messenger RNA of Dovyalis caffra, 705 nucleotides long. NCBI's taxonomy places the organism in Eukaryota, Viridiplantae, Streptophyta, Magnoliopsida, Malpighiales, Salicaceae. The record is from the annotation of a GenBank genome assembly.